This is a messenger RNA of Penicillium malachiteum, 1866 nucleotides long. Its product is annotated as protein kinase IKS1. Gene Ontology annotation, biological process: protein phosphorylation. Bases 1 to 1866 code for a protein of 621 amino acids. NCBI's taxonomy places the organism in Eukaryota, Fungi, Ascomycota, Eurotiomycetes, Eurotiales, Aspergillaceae. Gene Ontology annotation, molecular function: protein kinase activity; ATP binding. The record is from RefSeq and is a predicted model, not a curated record. The transcript is spliced from 2 exons.
AUGCCAGAAGAUAUGUCUAUGAUCCCUUACAACGGGGGAAAUCUCGAUGUUGUACUCCGACAUAACGACUCGGUCGUCGUUUAUGACCAUGAUUCGCAGCAGUUAGUUCUCCGCAGUGCAGCCGAUACACAUGGGAGUGAUGUCGAGCUUGCAAACUGCCCAUUAUGCCACCGUCCCAUGAGCGAGAGCAGUCGGGAGCGACAUGGAAGCUCUGAUGAUUCGGAGCGGGAAUUUAUCAACCCAAAUUACUUUCGCAUGCUUGACAACAGCCUCCCGAGCUCUGUCAGCUCCUCAGCCCCUCCAUCCCCUCGUCGACGUCUAGUUCAACCCGCCCUUCCUGACGGCAAUGGUACAAUUGGUCAUGGUGAAGCCAGUGCACCGACAAGCGCCCCUCGCCCCACUACAUCCCAAGGAAUCUCAUCUGCGGCGUUCAGUCAGGAUUAUUUCAAAAAGUUCUUUGUGGAAGAAAGGCUUCUUGGAAAAGGAGGGAAAGGUGUUGUCCUGCUCGUCAAACAUGUGCUGGAUGGUGUUUCCCUUGGAAAAUAUGCUUGCAAACGUGUCCCCGUUGGAGAUGAUCACGAAUGGCUAGAGAAGGUGCUGGGUGAGGUACAGCUAUUGCAGCAUCUAUCUCACCAGAAUCUUGUAUCUUACCGCCAUGUCUGGCUGGAAGAUGCGAAGAUUAACGUUUUUGGACCCAGCGUACCAUGUGCCUUCAUUCUGCAACAAUACUGCAAUGCGGGUGAUCUGCACAAUUACAUUUGCGGGUCUGUGCAAACCUCAACCACCGCCCAGCAGCUCAAGGCACGUCUUCGACGAAAAUCAAAGGGAGAGCCAGAUUUGGAUCCAGUUGGACCUCGGGCUUUACAGCUGGAUGAAAUCUAUUCUUUCUUCAGAGAUAUCACAUCGGGUUUACGUCAUCUGCACACCAAUGGAUAUAUCCAUCGUGACUUGAAACCACAGAACUGUCUUCUCCAUGAAACUCCAGAUGGUAUUCGAGUUUUGGUGAGUGACUUUGGUGAGGUCCAAUCACAAGAUUCUAUGCGAAAGUCGACCGGUGCGACAGGGACUUUAUCGUAUUGUGCUCCCGAAGUUCUUCGUCGUGAAUAUCCAGAUGGUCCAUUCGGAAAUUUCACAUUCAAGUCCGACAUAUUUUCCUUGGGAAUGAUCCUCUAUUUCUUAUGCUUUGCGGAACUUCCAUAUGCAAGCGCCGAUAUCAUCAACGAGGAGAAAGAGGACUUGGAUCAACUCCGUGAGGAGAUCACCAGCUGGACUGGGUUUGACCAAGCUCGAAGAAAGCGACCCGACCUCCCAGAGAGGCUGUACUCCUUCUUGGAAAGGCUACUUGCGGUAGAUCCUAAUCGCAGACCUACGGCAGAGGAAGUUUUGAAUGGGAUUCAACCCGGUGCGACUAUCAACGAAUUCCGCUUUAAAAGAGCCAGCUCUUCUAGCCCUGAACAUCCUUCUGGCGCGAGGAUUCGCCCUGUUGAUAGUCCCCAUUCAUCUUCAGAUAGACGAGCUCUCUCGCCAGUCAAGAAGAUAUCUCACAGCAAUAUCGCAUUCCGACGUGACUCGAUGUUUGACUCCAGUGGAUCUGGAGGUAGCCCAGCCUCUGGACCAGAAAUCAUAGAUGGACGUCCGUCUUUCAGCCCUGAUCGCAAUAUCAUUGUACAUCCCAGAUAUUCUCCAUCACCACCCGUCUCUCCAACCAGACCCUUACACGAUGAUGAAUCUAUCCAUGACCAACCACAAAGACUCUCACGGCAGCAACAACUUCUUCCUCCUCCCCCCAAGCCGUUUCCUUUCGCUGGACUACAUAUCAUCGUCUAUCUCCUCGCCAAGCGUACAAUUCUCGCUUUUUCUCGUUAA